Molecule: messenger RNA, 8395 nt
Organism: Ornithodoros turicata
Lineage: Eukaryota; Metazoa; Arthropoda; Arachnida; Ixodida; Argasidae
Product: cell adhesion molecule Dscam1-like
Exons: 38
Coding region: 351-6674 (2107 amino acids)
Biological process (GO): cell-cell adhesion
Molecular function (GO): protein binding
Source: RefSeq, a predicted model, not a curated record
GCGGUCGUAACCAGUGGCCGGCCGCUGCCAGCUCUUGCCCGGGCAUUCGAAACCAAAGAGAGAGAGCGAGAGAGAGGGAAACACACAAAAAAAGGAGGAAAUAAGGAGCCAUGCGUGAACGAGGAUGGCGACGCUAAGGAAGGAUUCUGUCCUGGUGCUUCGCAGACGACAUGGUGCUGUGUCGUUGCCCUGAGGUAUCCGUCACGGAGAACAGUCACCAGUCGAGCACCGUGGGUCACACUGGCGAGAAGAGGGGCGUGGUGAAAGGAGGUCCCCGACGGGGGCCCUUUGCAGCAACAGCGGGGCCGGGGACAUCCCGGGCCCCGCUCCGGGCCUGACCGCUGCGCGCCAUGACGAAGCAUGCAUGGCGACGCCCUCACUUAAGUCUCUUCUGCUGUUGUCUUCUGCUCUACUGCACAGGUGAGAGCUGGUGUCUGGAAGUUGGUGCGCCCCACAACCACCGCCGACGGCAACUAUCGGAACAGCACGGUGCCCCCAUCUUAGUGAGGGAACCCCCUAGCCGUGUAGUGUACUUGAACUCGACAGGCGCUUGGCUCGAUUGCCAGGCGUACGGUGCACCGCCUCCUACCGUUCGCUGGAGGAACGUGGCGCCAUCUACUGUCAUGGCGCCGUCCGGUGCGACUCCACUUCUGCUUCUUCACUCAACGGGGGAGAUUCUGGAGGACAUUCCCAGUGUGCGUUACACGUUUCCCAAUGGAACUAUGGUGCUGUGGCCUUUUUCCACUCCGGAUCCGAGAGUGCACUCCGGAGUGAUUCAGUGCGUCGCUUCGAAUGGAGUGGGCACGGUUGUGUCCAGGGAUGUACAUAUUAGGGGAGUUGUUCCGCAAGAGUACAAGACAAAAGUGUACGACGAGUUCGUUGUUAGGGGCAACACAGCGGUACUUCACUGCCAGAUGCCAGCUUAUGUACGGGACGAUGUCCAAGUGGUUGAAUGGCUUCGGGACGAUGGGAUGACGAUCAAACAGGCGGUGAUCGACGCCAAACAAGGAAGCCGAUACAGUGUGCUUCCAACGGGGGAACUCCUGGUGCGAAAUGUUAGCGAAGCGGACGACGGAAUUUCGUAUCAGUGCCAGACAAAACACAUUCUUACUGGAAAGCUCAAGCUCAGCGACACUGCCGGACGCAUCAUCGUCAACCCCUCUACGGGCCCGUUUCAACCUCGACAUAUCUACAGCAAAUCAUCCGUGGCCAUCGAACAAGGAAGUCUGGCUCAACUACCCUGCGUGGCUCAUGGCUAUACUGUGCCUCAAUAUACUUGGUACCGGCUGUCUGGCGGUACGAAUGAAAGCCGAGAGCCCGUGCAGCUGGGAGGUCGCCAUGGAAUACAGGGAGGAACUCUACUUAUACGACACGCUACGAUCGCCGACUCUGGAAAGUACGUGUGUGUGGCAAACAACUCUCUAGCAUCGGAGCCAUUCGUGGUACGGCUAAACGUCUUCGCUCCGCUCUCGGCAGCAGUGCAUCCGGAACAGCAGACGGUGGACCUGGGCGGUUCCGCCACGCUGACCUGUAGACCCUCGGGACACCCCGUGGCAUCGCUGCUGUGGCUCAAGGACGGGGCCGUACUCGGACAGGUAGACCAGGGUCGGAUACGCGUCGUCGGUCAGUCGCUGACGUUGCGGCCGGUGGAACGACACGACGCCGGUGUUUAUCAGUGCCUCGUUCGCAACGAACGGGACUCAGCACAGGGGGCUGCGAGGCUACAGCUCGGAUUUUCAGCGCCGAGUUUCUUCUCAGUAUUCUCCGAACAGACCCUAGAGCCGAGCCGGUUCGUCUCCCUCCAGUGUGUCGCUACAGGGAGUCCCUUGCCAAGGAUUACUUGGUCUCUGGAUGGUUCGCCGAUCGCGGCUGAGCCUCGUGUAAGGACCGGAGACCGUGCAGCUGCUCUGAACCAUCUCACCAGCUAUCUCAACAUCAGUGCCCUUCGCGUGGAAGACGGCGGUGUGUACUCCUGCGAGGCGACCAACAGCGCUGGCUCUGCUGUGCACGUGGCCAGACUCAAUGUUGCUGGGCCUCCGAGAGUUAGAGCCAUGAAGGGCCGAGAAACGGUGGCUGGAGAAACGCUGAGGCUACACUGUCAUUUCGCCGGCCAUCCCAUCGAUACCAUCACUUGGUCAAAAGGAGGAAUGAAGCUUCCUGCCAACAAGCGUCAGGAAGUGUUGGCCAACGGUACCCUCGUAAUCAAAGAGGUUCGACAGUACGAAGACAACGGCACCUACAUGUGCCACGUGACCAGCGGACACGGCCAGAGCGCCAGUGGUACGGUACAGGUCAACGUGCGAGUUCGUCCAACAUUGGCCCCGUUUGCCUUCCCUCCUGGCCUUCAAGCCGGCAUGCGAGCCCGUCUCGUCUGUACGGUCACAUCGGGCGAUCCUCCUUUCGAGAUCGGCUGGAAGAAAGACAACGGUCCUCUAGCCCCGGCCCUGGGCAUCCGUGUACAGACAGACGCCUUCUCCAGCGACCUGACUUUCGCCAGCGUCUCUCCGAGGCACAACGGCAACUACUCGUGCGUCGUCAGCAACGCCGCAGCCUCUGCGUCUCAUAGCACGGUACUCGUUGUUGAAGUUCCUCCAAAAUGGAUCGUGGAACCGAGCGAUACGUCGGUGCUUGUGGGACGAAGCGUCCGAGUGGAUUGCCUGGCGGAUGGCCACCCCGCGCCCGCCAUCACGUGGGAGAGGGAAAACUUGUAUGGCUCGUCAGGGUACAGCACCAUCUCCAGUGGGGCUGACUACGACGUCUUCUCCAAUGGGUCCCUGCUCGUGAAGCAUGCUCAAGAGACAAUGACCGGUCGGUAUCUGUGCCAAGCGAGCAACGGCAUCGGCAUGGCCCUCAGCAAGCUUGUCCUUCUCAAAGUUCAAGUUGGGCCGCAUUUUGCCACCAAGUUCAGGAGCGAGACGGUCCGCAGGGGAUCCUCCGUGAAGCUGCGGUGCGAAGCACGAGGGGACCUUCCCAUGACGCUCCGAUGGGCGGCCCAUGGCCACACCAUUGCGCACCAGGAAAACAAACACAGAUAUACAAUCAAAGAGGAGGCUUCGACGCGCAUGAUGCUAUCGGAACUCCAAAUCCAUUCUGCUCAAAGAAAAGAUGCUGCCUUAUUUACUUGUCACGCCUCCAAUGCGUUCGGGAGUGACGACCUCAACAUUAAGCUCAUCGUACAAGAGCCACCAGAGCCUCCCGGGGACGUCAAAGUCGGCGAAGUGAAGUCCCGUUCCCUUCUGCUCAGUUGGUCCCCUUCGUUCAGUGGCAACAGCCCUGUUUCCAGAUAUCUUGUACAGUGCCAAUCGGAAACAGGUCUGGCAACCAAUGUGUCUGUGGAGAGUGAAAGGACGUCGGCGACUGUGAGGCCUCUUCGGCCGUCCACGAAGUACGAGUGUCAUGUGCGUGCCGAAAAUGAUGUCGGUGUCGGGGAUCCGAGCAGCCCUGCUGUAAAAGCAACCACAGGAAUCGAAGUACCAGGUGGUCCUCCACUGGAUGUGAAAGCCGUAGCUGUGGACUCACAAUCAAUACGAGUCACGUGGAAGCCUCCAGAACCCGAUCUGCAGAACGGAGAACUGAAAGGAUAUUACGUGGGGUACCGAUUGGAUCAGCCUGGUGAUCCUUACCUCUACAAGACGCUACAAAUGCAGGACGGUGUCCGUGAAGAAGUGCUCCUUUCGCCAUUGAAGAAGUUUUCGCCUUUCGUUAUCCUCGUUCAAGCCUUCAACGCGGCUGGUCCGGGGCCUAGGUCGGACGAGGUGACAGUCUCCACGCUUGAUGACGUGCCUAGUGAGCCGCCACAGGAUGUGAAGUGCACGGCGCUGAGCUCGGAAUCAAUCCACGUCUCCUGGGAGGCUCCCCCUGCGACGGCAAUUCAUGGUUACCUUCAAGGUUAUCGCAUCUGGUACGCACCGCUACCAGCUGCCAAAGAAAGAGGUCGUGAAGAGAAAGCUGUGACUGGUCAAGAAACGACCCUGCUCAACUUGCGCAAGUUCACAAAUUACUUCGUUCAAGUGGCUGCGUUCACUCAGAGGGGUCUCGGCACGGAGAGCGAACCUGUCUUUUGCAGAACGCUCGAAGAUGUGCCAGACCCUCCAGAGGAGGUUAAGGUGCUAGUCCUAUCUUCAAUGUCCCUUCUCGUUGCCUGGAAACCCCCCAAGCACCACAAUGGCCUUGUUACCCUCUAUUCUAUCUACUACAAGACGACUGACAAACAGAACGCAACGGUUAAGCUCGUGCCGACGUCGACUCUCGAAUGCAACAUCACGCGACUGCCACGUAACAGCAGAGUGGACGUCUGGAUGACGGCGUCGACGCGCGUCGGUGAGGGCCCGCCGUCACAGACGAUCGUCCAGACUACAAACGAACAAGUGCCUGCCCGUACAGUGAGCUUCGACGAAGCUGUCCGUGUGAGUCCGGGAGAAGACGUGCAGCUCCCAUGUCCCUUUGUCGGCACGCCCCCUGUCCACUGGGAAUGGAAGUUUGGCGACCAACCCGUGACGGCGUCCGAUCGUCUGGAACUGUCACCUGGCGGGACGCUCACCAUUAAAAAUACGGAACCCUCCGAUUCCGGCAACUACAGCUGCAGUGUUCGCAACCGCCUGUCGAGCGACACAACGCGGCUUCACCUAACGGUGCAAGCCGCUACGGACAGAUUUGUGUUGAAAGUCGCGUCUCAGACGUCAUCGUCUCUCCAUCUCGUCGCCACGGGAUCAGCUCUGGAAGAUCAGGUUGUCCAAGUCCUGGAAGUUCACCUGAAGGCAGAAUCAGGCGAGUGGCAGCAACGGUCUGUGCUCGCUCGAAAUGGCUCCUACACAGUUGACUCCCUGCUGUGUGGUACACGAUACCAACUGUACGGCGUCGCCUUUCUCGGUUCCGGAAUCAGAGAACAGAGUGAACUCGUCACAGCCAGGACUCUUGGAACGCCUCCUGUGGCGCCCACAAAAGAAGACCUCUUUCGUGUACUCAACAGCACCCACAUCCAAGUCGCUACGUGGUCCUGGCGUUCCGGAGGCUGUCCAAUCACGCGCAUCAGCGUCGAGUACCGUCUUCAUUCGCAACCGGAUUGGACAUCUUUCUGGAACCAAACGGGAGGACCCGGGGACCUUGACGCCUCUCCUUCUGGAGAAGCCAACAGCGUCAUCCUCGGAGGGCUGGAGCCGGAAACCUGGUACGUGGUCCGUGUGACGGCCUUCAAUGCUGCCGGAGUGACCAGAGUGAAGAGCGACCUUGUCACCACUAGUGGAGGGGGCUUCGAUGUGUUCCGGGGAGGUUCCAUCCGGGCAUUCUUCGAAGACACGACGACGCUGGUGUCGAUGGCCUCUUCCGGUGUAGUACUGCUAGCGGGAGUCGUCGCGGUCAUCUGUCUGGUCCUCUACAAGAGACGUCGGAAUGGAAGGGCGGCAGCUGGAGGCGGGUCAGGAGCUUCCAGGACGAACGCGGCGUCCAAGCAGAAAGCUAGGCCUCCUGGCAGGUCCAGGAGUUCUUCAUCGCAACCAAAGUCAGCAGAAUCCCGCAGCAGCGACUUGGCGACGGCUACCACAACCACCACCAUCUCGUCCGGCGUCACGGCAACCAAUGAGAGAAACGAACGCACUUCAGGACGCGACCCUUCACGUCCACCGACGCUUCCCGAGAAGAAGAACCGCGACGCUGCUCGACGGAACCGAGAGCUGGCUGGGAGACCUGACUCCCGGGAGUCUCCGGUUCGGAAGGCGCCCCCUAAGACGCCAUCGAACAAGACCACGAACAAGAUGCUGAGCGAGAUGCAGCAGCAUCAGCAAAGGAAGAUCCGCCUGCCAUCGCCAAAGAAACAAUUUUACGACGAAGAGAUAACGCCGUACGCGACAUUCCAGCUGUCUCCUUCCAAAAGCGGUCGCAUCGAAGAUGCCGAAGAGUUCAAGACCUUCACGAUACAUCACGGCGAACCUCCCUACAUGGCAAAGGGGAGUCUAGAUGCCCCAUCGACCUGUAGCAAGAACGGCAAAGAAGAGUUCUACAGCCACGCCCCAAAUAGCCACAGCCUGACGUCGGGCUCGUCCAAUCAAGACGAACUACUUCGGGCGUACGAGUACGCCAGACGCCACGGCGGCCCACUCGGGGGCGGACCAGGAACAGAGGUUCACUACGACGCCGCCGGGGGCGGAAGUCACAACACGACGGAGUCCGAAGGUAGCACCGACCCUGGCAUCCGACAGUUCACAGAAAGCCCGCCAAGGCCAAACGAGAGGCGACAGGCCGCCUGCAUCACACCUGGUUCAGGCAACCUAUCGAAAGAGAACAGCACGAGCAGCAGCGCUUCGUCGGGAUCUGACGAGGCGACGCCUGUCAACACCCCGUGCACCGGUGGGACGUCGGUUCCUCCGUGCUUCUCGGUGUGGGACCAUUCCCGAGGCUCCAGACAUCAUCCUCCACCGUUACCCGCCAAGAAAGGAAGCGCGUCUUCAACGUCAUCCGUCACAGCCACCGCUUUGGCGAAGAACAUCAAGAAGGGUGGGAACGAGAACACGCUCGGCGCAAGACUAUCCAGUGAUGAGAGCGACAGUGAAGGAACGGCUUCUACCACUUUUGGUCACGUGGACGUAGUGCGGGGAAGCAGUUCUAACGAAACCGAGCGUUCGUCGCAGGGUGCAUUCGGUAGGCGGCGCAAAACCGGAUCUGACAUCAUCGACUGUUGACCUUCAACGCCACUUCCGGCAUACCCAUCAUCCCCCCACCACAGAGUACGACGCUGCAUGGGAGACAUUUUGAGCUGCGAAAGAAAAUAGCCAGUGAAGCGACAUCGGAAAGCACUUUUAUCGCUUCGUGCUGGGAAAUGUCGUCAUUAGGCAAAGAGACAACGGGAGAUCGGAAAGUAAUGUUGCAGAGUGGUAUGGUGAACGGAUACUUGGAUUACUUGCAAACCAUUGUUUGCUUGUUUGGACUUCGGAUAUCACUGUAUGCAUGCGGGAUAUGUCGUUUUUUUUUUUUUAAGUCUCUACAUCAUAUUUAUUUUCUUCACUCGUCCAGUCACUUUUAUUUAUUUAUAGGUAAAUAAAUAAUAAUUAUCCUCAUCAUUUACGUAUCUAACUUGACAUGCUACUGGCCUAUUCCGUAUAGACCGAAGCCGUACCUAUAGGUCAGAGAAUAGAGGGUUUAUACAGCAAAGAAGCGAAACAGUCAAAUGAAAAGCAACGAUAAUGCGCAGAUAAUAGUGAUAAUAAUGAUAACAGUAAUACAAGAAAGAGGGAAGCAAGCACAUGUGAAUACGUGUCAGGGUAUCUCAUACUAUAUCCAGAUUGAUAACUGUGAUAACUGCGCCGAUGACUGCAUGAAGAGAGUUUCAUUCUUAUAUCGCACGCGAGAAGAAGAAAAAAAAAAUUCCAUGGAGACAGCGAGCUGGUGUAAUGGGCCUCUCUGUGUCAUCUUCGGUUUUGUCCUCAUCCUCGAGCGAUAUAUAUGUUAUCUACAAGAACAUUUAAAACAUUCUCACACUGCAUGUAAAAACCGCACGUAUUUUGCUCGUUUAUAUCAUUAUCAUUUCGUUCAUUGGAACCGUGGUACCUAUAUGUACUGCUGCCACGCGUUGUGACUCAGAGCCUCAGAACUCUACUGAAGGCCACACCCACUCCAUCGUUGAGUAGCAACCUGAUAGACUGUGCAACCUUCCCAAAACAUCGCAUCCGUCGUUUGAAGACGAAGCGGACAAACUUCAACCAAUGGCAAGCCUGGUGACGUCAUAAGGGGUGAUCAGACCCAUAUGCUGUUCCCGCCAACCUGAGCGGUUGUUUUUCUUCGGAACUGAUUUAUUCAAGUCGGGUGCGCGUGUUUGUGAGUGUGGAUUUAUUACCUUAUGGACCCCGUUGAAUAAUCCUCCGAUAUCCUUCCAGUAUAUAUGGUAACUCAUUAUUCCUACCAGUAUUAAUAAUAAUAAACUGCCGGUUACAAUUAAUGUUAUCAUACAGGGUGAUUCAGAAAGCACGAAAACGCUUCGUACAUACGAGAGAAAAUGGGAAGACGUGGGAGUACCGAGAGAAAAUUCUCAAUUGAAGCGUGCUUGGCGAAAAAAAUGGCGAUUUCAAGAUCGCGGUAUCUGUUAUCGUGAUUUCGAGAGGUCAUAUUUAAUGUUUCUUUUACGAGAUCAGUCGUGAGAGAUCGUUUGUUCUCAGCAGAAAAAAAACAACAACACCGAAUUAAACGCGUUCUUUGGUGAACAUGAACACUUUUAUUUCCCUGUGACAUAUGUGCCUGAAAUUUUGGUUACCUGUUUUGGUUGCUUCUAAAAGAAGAAAUUUUUGGCCAAGUGUUUCGGCUUCACCCUGUUAUUAAUUACAAGUGAGAGCUGAGUUUGUUCUACACGGUGCGGUGAAUGUUAGGGACGGUAGAAGAUGCUUUGGAAAGAAUAAAGUUUGUUCACUUU